GCGAGGAGUGCGAGGGAGAGCACAGCUCCGGAGUAUCGCUCAGCAGCCGCCCUCACUGGCACACAGGCGCCCGGGCACUUCUCGGUGCCACCUAUCUGCACCAUGUCCGAAGUGAGGAAAUUUACCAAGAGGCUCAGCAAGCCGGGGACGGCGGCCGAGCUGAGGCAGAGCGUGUCUGAGGCGGUGAGGAGCUCGGUCAUCCUGGAGAAGGCAAGAGUGGUGGAACCCUUAGACUAUGAGACCGUUAUUUCUCAAAGAAAAGCUCAGAUCUUCAGUGAUCCACAUCGAGAUAUGCUGAUGUUCCCCAUGGAGGAUGUUUUUAUUUCAAUGGUGGAUCGUCAGCACAGAACCAUCCAAUCUACAGUUCCUGAAGAUGCUGAAGAGAAAGCCAAGAGUUUGUUUGUAAAGGAGUGUAUAAAAUAUUACAGCUUGGACUGGAAAGUGGUGAACUACAAAUAUGAGGAAUAUUCAGGGGAUUUUCGAGCCUUGCCUUGUAAAUCCUUUCAGCCAGAGAAGACGCCCAGCCAUGUGUUUGAGAUAGAUGAGGACUUUGACAAAGAUGAGGAUGCUUCAUCAAUCUGCUCCCAUAAAGGGGGAGUCAUUAAACAAGGCUGGCUGUAUAAAGCCAAUAUAGGCACCACCAUUCCUGUCACUAUGAAGGUGUUCAGAAAGCGAUAUUUCUACUUGACUCAGCUGCCUGAUGGUUCCUAUAUUCUAAACUCAUACAAAGAUGACAAAUCUUCAAAGGACUCAAAAGGCUGUAUCUUCCUGGAUUCCUGCAUUGAUGUCACUCAGUGUCCAAAACUGCGUCGCAAUGCUUUUGAGUUGAGGAUGCUGGAUAAAUCGAGCCAUCAUCUGGCAGCUGAAACGGAACAGGAAAUGGAGGAGUGGUUGCAGACAUUGAAGAAAAUCAUUCAAUCUAAUGCAGACAGCCUUGUGCAAGAGAAGAGAUACACAGCAGAUCCUGCUCAAGAUGAUGAGGGCGGUUUAGCUGGGAAAUCGGAUAACAUCAUGGAAAGCCUGGAGAAGAGCAUGCAUCCUGAGCUGGUGAAGUAUGGAAGAGAGACUGAACAGCUGAAUAGGUUGAGCAGAAGUGAAGGACGGCAGAACUUGUUCUCAUUUGACUCCGAUGUGCAGAGACUGGACUUCUCUGGUAUCGAGCCAGACAUACGGCCAUUUGAAGAGAAAAGCAGACGUCAUUUCUUAGUCAAAUGCCAGGAACUGAGCUUUAAUAUACUUGGGAAUGUGACUGAAAACGCUGAAGGACCCGUGACAAAUGUUGAGCCAUUUUUUGUCAGUUUAGCACUGUUUGAUGUGAGAAAUAACUGCAAACUGUCUGCGGACUUCCAUGUGGACCUUAACCCUUUGUCAGUGACAGAAAUGUUAAAUAAUCUGUCAUCAGAAGCGGCUGCCAAUAGAAGUCCUAAAAAGUCCUUCAAUGAGAUUCUUAUCCAUGGCAUCCCAGAAUCUCAGUUCCAGUUCAUAAAGGAGGGAAUAUUUUCAGUGACAAAUCCACAUCCUGAGGUUUUUUUGGUGGCACGUAUUGAAAAAGUCUUACAGGGAAAUAUCGCACAUUGUGCAGAACCGUACAUCAAAAACUCUGAUCCAGCAAAGACUGCACAGAAAGUGCACAAGAUUGCAAGACAGGUCUGCAGUCGCUUGGGCCAGUACAGGAUGCCGUUUGCUUGGGCUGCGAGGCCGGUAUUCAAGGACACCCAGGGGACCCUGGAUAUUGAAGGGAAAUUUUCUCCUUUAUACAAACAGGAUAGUGGCAAACUUUCUAACGAUGAUCUUCUGAAGCUCCUGGCAGAGUACAGGAAACCAGAAAAGACCAAGCUCCAGAUUAUACCUGGACACCUGGAUGUCACUGUGGACUGUGUUCCACUCGACUUUUCAAAUUGUGUGACAUCAUCAUAUAUACCCGUUAGGCCAUAUGACAAGGAGAAACAAAACAUUGCUGUGGAAGUUGAGGAAUUUGUUCCAGAAGUGACAAAGUAUUGCUAUCCCUUCACUACCUACAGAAACCAUCUUUAUGUAUAUCCUCUACAUUUAAAGUAUGAUAGCCAAAAAUCAUUUGCUAAGGCUAGGAAUAUUGCGGUCAAGAUUGAAUUCCGAGACACAGAUGAGCCUGAUGCACCAGCUCUGAAGUGUAUUUAUGGAAAGCCUGGGGGCCCUGUAUUUACCACAAGUGCAUACGCUGUGGUCCUGCACCAUAACCAGAAUCCCGAGUUCUAUGAUGAGAUAAAAAUUGAGCUUCCUUUACAUCUUGACCAGAAGCAUCAUUUGUUAUUCAGCUUUUUUCAUGUCAGCUGUGACAUCAAUUCGAAGGGAAGCAGUAAGAAGCAUGACAAUGCUGAAACACCAGUUGGCUACAGCUGGGUCCGUUUAUUGAAGGAAGGAAGAAUUAUAACAUGUGACCAACAACUGCCAGUUUCUGCCAAUCUGCCCUCGGGGUAUCUGGGUCAGACGGAGACAGAGACCAAAAAGAGCAGCAGUGAUAUCAAAUGGGUUGAUGGAGCAAAACCACUAUUUAAAAUCGGGAGUCAUUUGGAAUCUACUGUGUAUACACAAGAUUUACAUCUGCACAAUUUCUUUGAGUACUGCCAGAAAAUCCUGUCCAGCUCUAAAGAUGUUCCCGGGGAGCUUGUGAAAUAUUUAAAGUGUUUACAUGCCAUGGAGGUCCACGUAAUGGUACAGUUCUUACCUGUAACUCUCAUGCAACUCUUUCAAGUUUUGACCUUACUUUCCAAUGAAGAUGAAGUAGCUUUAAAUUGUACUUUGGUGCUGCUUCAUGUCGUGUCCAAGUACCAUGAAGAGGGUUUAGAUCAUUAUCUUCGGUCUUUUAUAAAGUAUGUCUUCAAAACAGAGAAGCAGCGUUCUCCUCAGACUAAGACGCUCCACGAGAUUUUGGCUGCUACGAUGAUAACAGUCCUGAAGCAGUCAGCUGAUUUCCUGGCAAUAAAUAAGUUACUGAAGUACUCCUGGUUUUUCUUUGAAGCAUUGGCAAAGGCUAUGGCAUUGUACCUAAUAGAAGAGAACAAAAUCAAGGUACCUCGACCUCAGAGGUUUCCAGAUUCUUAUCAAAAUAUCCUUCAUUCUUUGCUGCUAUCAAUUAUUCCUCAUGUCACCAUAAGAUAUGGUGAGAUUCCAGAGGAGUCAAGAAAUGUCAACAUGAGCUUGGCCAACUUCAUCAAGAGAUGCCUUACAUUGAUGGACAGAGGAUUCGUCUUUAAUCUCAUCAACGACUACAUGUCCGGCUUCAGUCUUAAAGAUCCAAAGAUACUAAAUGAAUACAAGUUUGAAUUUCUGCAAACCAUCUGCAGUCAUGAGCACUUCAUCCCUCUUAACCUGCCAAUGACGUUUGCCAAGCCUAAACUGCAAAGAGUACAAGAUUUGUUAUCAUAUGCUGUGGAGCGGUUCACAUCUGUAGAUAUGAACCUUGAAUGCAGCUUAACAGAUGAUUAUUGCAAGAACCAUUUCCUGGUGGGUCUGUUGUUGAGAGAAGUGUUACAGGCCGUCCAGGAGAACUGUGACAUCAGAUUCGCUGCCAUCUCCACUCUGAAACACCUUCUCAUCAAACAUGCGUUUGACAACCGCUAUCAGCACAAGAACCAGCAAGCCAAAAUCGCCCAGCUUUACCUUCCCCUGAUGGGGAUGUUGCUGGAUAAUGUCUCCAGGUUUGCCACCAAAGACAUACUGUAUAACUGUACUGCCAUAUCCGCCUCUGCAUCCAGGGACACAUUUAUGUGCAGCUUUUCCUCUCCUUCCAACAGAUUAAGCUUGAUUAUGGACAAAGACACAGGUUACAGCUCAUCUUUCCCAAAUGGUUGCAUCAUGAAAAGAGAGGACUCGCGUGGCUCAAUCAGCACAGACAUAACAACGGACCACAACAUGAACGGUGAAAAUAUGCGUAGAAGCUCCGUUAAAAGUGUGUCUCCUUAUACCAGAUUGGAUUCCUAUGAAAUUAAGAGCCUGCUCAUUUGCUAUCUGUACGUAGUCAAAGUUAUUUCAGAAGAUUCUCUGAUUAGCUACUGGAAUAAAAUGUCCCCACCAGAACUGCUGAACUUCCUUACGCUUCUAGAGGCUUGCCUAUUUCAUUUCAGAUAUGUAGGAAAAAGAAAUAUUGCAAGAGUUCAGGAUGCUUUGAUAUCUAAGCACUUUGUGGCAGGAGACAGAAAAUCUCAGACAAUGCCUGCUCUGCGGAGUAGAACUGGAGCCACGCGUCUGCAACACCUUAGCAGUUUAGAAAGUUCCUUCACACUUAAUCAUAGUUCAGGUUUCAACGAGGCUGAUGUUUUACAUCAGGCAUUGCUGGAAGGUAACUGCAGUACCGAAGUGUCCUUAACCGUACUGGAUACCAUCUCUUUCUUCACGCAAACCUUUAGGACCCAACUACUGAAUACUGAAUGUCAGAAUCCCUUGAUGAGAAAAGUUUUCGAUGUCUACUUGGCAUUUCUGAAAAACGGACAAUCAGAGAUCUGUUUAAAGCAUGUCUUUGCAUCACUCAGGUCCUUCAUUAGCAAGUUUCCUUCAGCGUUUUUCAAAGGAAGAGUCAAUAUGUGUGCGGCUCUUUGCUAUGAGGUUCUCAAAUGUUGCACAUCCAAACUCGGCUCCACCAGAAAUGAAGCUUCCGCUCUUCUGUAUCUUCUCAUGAGGAACAAUUUUGAGUUCACCAAGAAGCGAACAUUUCUCAGGACGCAUUUACAGAUCAUAAUAGCUGUAAGCCAGCUGACUGCAGACGUGGCUCUUAGCGGAGGAUCCAGGUUCCAGGAAUCUCUUUCUGUUAUUAACAAUUUUGCAAACAGUGACCGAGCAAUAAAGGCUCCAGCGUUUCCCUCAGAAGUGAAAGAUCUGACAAAAAGAAUCCGUACAGUUAUUAUGGCAACAGCUCAGAUGAAGGAACACGAAAGAGAUCCUGAAAUGUUGAUAGAUCUACAGUAUAGCCUGGCCAAGUCAUAUGCAAGUACACCUGAGCUCAGAAAGACCUGGCUGGAGAGUAUGGCCAAAAUCCAUGUGAAAAAUGGGGACUACUCAGAGGCUGCAAUGUGUUGCAUCCAUGUAGCUGCUCUAGUUGCUGAAUUCCUCUACAGAAAAAAACUCUUUCACAGUGGCUGUUCUGUAUUCAAGAAGAUCACACCCAAUAUUGAUGAGGAGGCAGCCAUGAAAGAAGAUGCCGGCAUACUGGACGUCUACUACAGCGAGGAGGUGUUGGUGGAGCUGCUGGAGCAAUGUGUGGACAGCUUGUGGAAAGCAGAGAGAUAUGAAACCAUAUCCGAAGUGUCAAAGCUCCUGAUUCCAAUUUAUGAAAAGAGGCGAGAAUUUGAGAAACUCACACAGCUCUACAGGACUCUCCACAAUGCUUAUACAAAAAUUCUGGAAGUCAUGCAGUCUGGAAAGCGGCUUUUGGGAACAUACUUCAGGGUGGCCUUCUAUGGCCAGGGUUUCUUUGAAGAAGAGGAUGGCAAGGAAUAUAUCUACAAGGAGCCAAAGCUGACAGGACUUUCUGAGAUAUCUUUACGACUACUAAAUCUGUAUGGUGACAAAUUUGGCACAGAUAAUGUGAAAAUAAUCCAGGAUUCUAACAAGGUAAAUGCAAAAGAUCUCGACAUGAAGUUCGCCCACAUUCAGAUAACGUAUGUCAAGCCCUACUUAGAGGAGCAGGAGCUUUCUGAUAGGAAGACAGACUUUGAGAGGAAUCACAACAUUAGUAGAUUUGUCUUCGAAACUCCAUAUACUCUGUCAGGGAAAAAGCAUGGAAGCGUUGAAGAACAGUGUAAGAAGAGAACCAUAUUAACAACAUCAAACUCUUUUCCCUAUGUCAAGAAAAGAAUACCUGUAAUCUAUGAGCACCAGAUGGACCUCAAGCCCAUUGAUGUUGCCAUUGAUGAGAUUAAAGACAAGACUGCAGAUUUGCAGAAGAUCUGCUCAUCUCCAGAUGUCGACAUGAUCCAGUUACAGCUAAAACUACAAGGCUGUGUGUCUGUGCAGGUAAAUGCGGGUCCUUUAGCCUAUGCCAGAGCUUUCCUAGAUGACAGUCGGUCCAGCAAGUAUACAAGCAAAAAGAUAAAGGAGCUGAAAGAUCUUUUUAAACAGUUUAUACAAGCGUGUGCCACAGCCCUGGACCUGAAUGAACGGCUCAUCAAGGAGGAUCAGGUUGAAUACCAUGAGGGACUCAAAACAAACUUCCGGGAGAUGGUGAAAGAGCUGUCUGACAUUAUCCACGAGCAGAUUUAUCAGGAAGAUAAUAUGCAGUCUUCAUGGAUGCAGAAUUCCUUGCAUGUCUUCUGUGCCAUCAGUGGGACCGCAGCUGAAUGAGCUACUCACGGGAACCAGAGAAGAAGACCGAGCCUUACAUUCAUCUAUCUCAGGAAUAAUCCGGCAUGGACUUCUAAGCUCAUGUGGAUUUUAAGGAGAGCUUGUCCUGGCGCCAUUAUAGAACGUACCUGCUGAGAUUCCAUGAUGUCAGUGGUGUUAGGCUGUAUUCAUUUUGAUUGCACUGUACUGUAUAGGCUUCUUUAAAGUUGUACAUACAUAUGUAGCAGUGCUGGCUAUGUCGGCACAGCUGAUAGUGGCUCCAUGUUGUGCUUGGCCUGUAGUUUUCCAAGACUGCAGGUAAUUGGAUGUCUUAAAGGGUUUGCCCAGUGGGGCAAAAUUCUUUAGAAAAGGCUCAAAGUGUUAUAAAAAUAAUAAAAUAAUGGAUACCCACCCUCACCACUCCCACACUGAUCCCAUUCUGAUGCUUACUGGGUCCGUGUUGAACCACACUUCCUGGUCCUGUCUUAACACAUACAAAAUGUCUGAAGAUUCCUCCUCAGACAAACGCCACCCACAGCAGUGACCAGGGGCGGACUGGGAACUUAAAGUGGCCCUGCAAAAAUACUAGAAAUGGCCCCGUUUUGUAGUUGGGUCCAAAUUGAUGGAAGGCAGGGCCAGCAAUACCAUAUUGUGGCACAUUAUACC
This is a messenger RNA of Bufo gargarizans (Asiatic toad), 6960 nucleotides long. It is a transcript of the gene DOCK11, whose product is annotated as dedicator of cytokinesis 11. The coding region runs from base 103 to 6315 and encodes 2070 amino acids. Gene Ontology annotation, molecular function: guanyl-nucleotide exchange factor activity. NCBI's taxonomy places the organism in Eukaryota, Metazoa, Chordata, Amphibia, Anura, Bufonidae. The transcript has 54 exons. Gene Ontology annotation, biological process: small GTPase-mediated signal transduction; positive regulation of filopodium assembly; positive regulation of GTPase activity. The record is from RefSeq and is a predicted model, not a curated record.